Messenger RNA from Nerophis lumbriciformis (worm pipefish), 1371 nucleotides. RefSeq names its product calcium homeostasis modulator 1b (gene calhm1b). Lineage: Eukaryota; Metazoa; Chordata; Actinopteri; Syngnathiformes; Syngnathidae. The record is from RefSeq and is a predicted model, not a curated record. Gene Ontology annotation, molecular function: monoatomic cation channel activity. Gene Ontology annotation, cellular component: plasma membrane.
GAAACACCUUUCAGUCAGUCUGACAUGCGAUGGGAUGACCACAACAAAAGAACAGCAAAUUACUUGAAAAGGAACGAUUUAAAUGUGUGAGCUGUCCGUUUCAAUCCAAUAUCACUUUUAAGCGAAAGGCCUGAGAAGAGAUGGAUAAAUUCCGUAUGAUGUUCCAGUUCCUUCAGUCCAACCAGGAAUCUUUCAUGAACGGGAUCUGUGGAAUCAUGGCUCUGGCCAGUGCUCAGAUGUAUUCUGCCUUUGAGUUCAGCUGCCCCUGCAUGCCCGAAUAUAACCACAGCUACGGCAUUGGUCUGCUCAUCGUCCCUCCUAUAUGGUUCUUCUUAUUGGGCUUUGUGUUGAACAAUAACGUGUCCGUGCUCGCCGAGGAGUGGCGAAGGCCGACGGGGAAACGGGAGAAAGAUCCGUCCAUCCUUCGCUACAUGUUGUGUUCCAUCACGCAGAGAUCUUUGAUUGCGCCUGCAGUCUGGGUGUCGGUCACUCUCAUGGAUGGCAAGAGCUUCCUCUGCGCUUUCAGCGUCAAUUUGGAUAUUGAGAGGUUUGGGAAUUACAGUCUCAUCCAGGGGAUGCCCGAGACUGAGAAGAUAAGACUCCUGGCAAAGAUCCCCUGCAAGGACUUGUUUGAGCAUCAAGAAAUACGAGUGGCGGCGUCACGGUACAUCAAAUGCAUAUCACAGGCUUGUGGCUGGAUGUUUUUGCUGAUGAUAACCUUCACGGCCUUCUUGAUCCGCGCCAUCCGACCGUGCUUCACUCAGGCUGCUUUUCUCAAAACCAAAUACUGGUCCCACUACAUCGACAUAGAGCGUAAGAUGUUCGAUGAAACCUGUAAGGAGCACGCCAAGAGCUUCGCCAAAGUUUGCAUCCAUCAGUACUUUGAGAACAUCAGCGGAGAGAUCCGGAGCUUCCACGGCCAUCGCGCCGGCAAGUGUGACGGUGACUAUGAAGACGAGGACAAGAAGGGGGACGAUGAAGAGAAACUCCUGGGUAUAAGGGCGCAGGAUGACAUGAAUAAAGCUUUGUGGAACUGGCACACCUGCAAGCCAGCUCUUGCACUGAGGACGGAACAAACAAACGGGGAAAACCAAGACAAACUGAACGGGAACGGAACAAUAAACGGCUUUGCAAACAGCCACACCCUUAAUGUGGAGAAAAAGGAAUGGGCGGUGUACUACAGUAAAGUCUGACCGCAAAAGAACAAAAAACUGCUUUUCUGAAAAUAUCUGGAGAAAUAUGCUGCAUUUUCUUUCUUUUUUACACAUUUCGAAGAUUUCAACAUUCAAUUUGCUCUUAUUGAAUAUGAUAAUAUGCAUUAGGGCUGCAAUGAGUCAUCGAUUCUAAAAAAGUCUAGAUUUAUAUUCUGUU